AUGGGCCCGGGCGGCCCAGGCCCAGGCGGCUGGGCCUUGGCGGGCCUGGGCCACUGCGGAUCGCAGAAGCUCCAAGGCUUGGAGACGAAUCUGCAGCUCUGCCUCCGGCGCUGCCAGGAGCCGACGAAGAAAGAGCCCCUUUACUUUUUUGAUAAUUUUAGAGCCCAAUAUAGCCGCGCCCCCACGGUCUGCGAAGUCUCUGCGCAGGAGCUUGCGCGCUGCUCCCACGUCUCCUUCUUGGACGCGACGGUGGUGAAAGAGGAAGGAAGCCGGGGCUUGACCUGGGGACUCUGCUGGAUCUACGCUGCGUGCCCCCAGCUCCUCAGCACUUUGCCCGGCUUUGCCACCUUUCGCAGACAGCGUCCUAACGGCAAGGCCAAGGAGCAAGUUCCCAGGCAAUCCCCCUCUGCCGGCCAAUGGGGAGCGGCAGUGGUCGCUUCGACCGCUUUCUUUUCGAGCCCGCCUAAAGAGGCGCAGUCAGUGCAGGUGACCUUGGCGCUCAGCCCCUCGCUGGCGGAGUCCGUGAGCGAAGAUCGCUUCGAGCACCGGCAGCUCUGCGUGGCGCCUCUUCGCGGAGCGAACCCGAGGCUCCUGGCGAAGGCUCCCGGGGACUGCGAAGAGGAGGAGCUGGCUCUCUUCGAGGUGAGACGAGCGGCUCCUCCCGGGCCUCGGCCUCGGAAACAGGUGGGCCCCCAUGAGUUGGUCUCCGUUCUCGUGGAGAUCUCCUGGAAAGGCUACAAGCUCUGCGCGGAAGCGGAAGAGGAGGAGAUCUCCUUGUCUCGCUGCGAAGGGCCGUUGCAGUCCUCGCUUUGGGAGCUCCAGAGGGCCGGCGAGGGCCACGAAACCCUUCCCAGCGAGCCUUGCCUCUGGCUCAAGAGCGCUGAGGGCCAGCGGGACGACAGGAGGGGCGAGCGCUACUUGGCCCUGCAGGACCAGGACUCCGAGCGGCUGCAGCUGCUCAGCGGGCUUCGGGGCGGGGGUUUCUGCUGGCACUUGGGGCAGCAGCAAACUUGGACGGAGCAGCACUUCGAGGAGCCUGCGGAGACGACGGAGAGGACGGAGAGGACGACGGCAGCGGUGGUGGUUUGGCUGAUGGCCUCGAAGAGCUACCGCUUCGCCCUGGAGAGGUUGCUCAGCUCCUUGAGGCAGGCAAAGGAGGCUGUGAGAGUGCAGGUGCGCUGGGUGCCGGACAUGAAGGACACAAGGAAGGAGGGCUUCAAGCUCAUGGGGACCGAACUCUCGCCGAGCUACAAAGUCUUCUACUUCAACUACGCCAAGUACCUCUUCCUCUUCGAGGCUUUGCUGGAAGCUGAGACGGCCGAGGAGACGCCGCUGCUGGUGGUCAUGGACUUGGACGUCCAGGUCUUUCCGGGUUGGACGAGCACUCUGCGGCGCUGCCUUGCAGAUGAUGGGCUGAAGCAGAGCGAAGAGGAAGAGGAAGACGCGGACGAGGAAGCGCCGGAAGGGCCUGCGCCUUGGCAGGCUGCGCCGUGGCAAUCGGGGGCGGACGUGUGCUUCUUGCAGCAGGCGGCUUUUGGGGACGGGCGCUUGCAGCAGGCCAACAGCGGUGUCCUGGUCUUCGGUAGCGGUAGGAAGACGAGGACGAGGAGGAGGAGGAGCUCUUCCCUGGGUCGCUUCGGCGGAUUGCUGGGUGCCUUGGUGCAGCGGCUGCAAAGCCAGGAGAUCUUGGCACGGCUGCUGCCGGAGGAAGAGCCGGUGGCCUUCGAGCAGCUGCAUUUGAACUACGUCCUGAACUUCAUCCGAAAGCGAGCGGAGGCGGAGGCGGAGCAGGCGGAGCGGGUGCCGCGGCUUCUCCGCUGGGGGAUCUACUCGCCCUUGGUGGCCUACGCCGGGAUGUUUCUGACACACGCCGUCCUCACGGACACGGUGCACCACGCCACGGCCAGCAAUGUGAAUCUGAAGGAGAAGCUCCGGUUUCUGGAAGCGGCCAAGCUCAUGUCGGAGGAUUUCAGGCAGCUCUGCCCACUGAACUUUGAGGGGAAGCUCUCUCAAAGCGGGCCUCUGGAAGAGUUCUGCUUCUACUUCACGGCCAAAGAUCCUCACUUCGGGCCUUUGCUCCCGCACCACAAGCUUUUUCAGGGCUUCUCGGAGGAGGACAACUCCAAGGUCCUCGACCAUCUCAUCUCCAGGGCGCAAGGCCGCAAGGCCUGGAUCCAGCUGAUCAUCCACUUCAACGAGCGCGCCUACAAGCGCUGGUGCAAGGCACGGCAGAACACCUCGCAGACGCUUCGACAGCUCCUGGAACUGCCAUACUGA
Symbiodinium necroappetens is the source of this 2277-nucleotide messenger RNA. The record is from the annotation of a GenBank genome assembly. Lineage: Eukaryota; Dinophyceae; Suessiales; Symbiodiniaceae.